Messenger RNA from Sparassis crispa, 639 nucleotides. RefSeq lists its product as hypothetical. The transcript has a single exon. Bases 1 to 639 code for a protein of 212 amino acids. Gene Ontology annotation, molecular function: protein binding. The record is from RefSeq and is a predicted model, not a curated record. NCBI's taxonomy places the organism in Eukaryota, Fungi, Basidiomycota, Agaricomycetes, Polyporales, Sparassidaceae.
AUGACACUGGGCGACCUUGGGAUGUACACCGAAGCAGUACUCCUACUCUCCUGGACGGUCACUUUGUACCGUGACAUGCAUCGUGACAAACCAAGAGUCUUCGUGCCAUAUCUUGCAUGCAGUCUUCACUUCCUCGGCAUGUACCGCCUGAAACUUGGACAGUACUCCGCUGCAGUAGUAGCUGGCACCGAGGCAACGACGUUGUACCGACAGGUGCACGCGACUGCCAUGGGGCAUGACAUUGCCGCAGAUUUGGGUAUGGCACUCAUGAUACACUCAUGUGCUCUCAGACAGAUGGGGCAGAUUCACCGUGAAGAAGCACUGAGCAACUGUGGGGAGGCUCUAUCCAUCUUUCAUCGGCUCGUUCAUUCCCGAGAGGAUCUUAACACAGAGCUUGCGAUGGUACUCGUGACCCAGGCGCGGCACUUUGACAAUGCUGAGCGUUUUGAUCAAGCGUUAGAGUACGGGCAAGAGGCUGUGGACCUUUUGUCGCCCAGCGAUGACGAUACCGACAAUCACGCUCAAAUCCAGCUUGCGGGUGCUCUGUGCUCACACGCUUUUCAUCUGUGGAGGGCCUGCCGCUCUUUGGAUUGCAUAGAGGUGAACAAAAAGGCGAUGGCGCUCUACCGCGUGCUCUAG